AACAAUACCUUACGCAUAACUAAUAGCCACAGAACCCAGCGAGGGCCGUUCUACAAUAGCAAACAGAACAUUCUCAAAGCAACCUCGGCCAGAAGCCAGCCGUUCGCUGGACAGUGGAACUGAAACUGCGGAAAUGUUUUUUUGAGAUUUGUGUUGGUAUUUUUAUUUAAUACAUUUUAAGGAGUGAAGCUCGCUAUUAAAGCGUCGCUAUAACAGUUAGACUUCGAACUAAAAGGGAUUCUUACUAAACCAUGAACCAGACGAGGAAUUUUCAGCUUUUUCUAUUGGUGGUCAUAUCUUCAGCCCUCUUACUUUCAUCAUUGCCCUCUUCUUCAUCAUCAACACCACCACCACCAUCAUCAUCAGAUGCUCCAUUCUGUCCUGAGGAUCUCCCUUGUCAACUUCGUCAGCCCUCUUACCUCCAUCAUCAUCAUCCUUAUCAUCAUCUAAAUGGAGGAGAACUUCAGCAGUACCUGACCUCCCAUGCUCCUCUUCUAUCUCCCAGUGUUGGGCAGAGCCUCUGAGCUGGCCUUCCUGAAGGAGCCCAAUGAUGUCAUCGCCGUGCGUGACCGGCCCCUGAUGCUGGACUGCCAGGUAGAAGGGGAGGGGCCUAUCUCUGUGAUGUGGCGGCGCAAUGGAGUGUCCGUUCCCACCGGGCCGAAGGCUAGCGUGUUGGCCAACGGAACUCUCCUGAUCAAGAGCUUCCAGAAGAAAAGAGAGAGCAACGAGACGGACGCUGGGGAGUAUGCCUGUGCUGCCCAGAACCACUAUGGCAUGUUGAUCAGCCGCAAGGCCAGGGUUCAGCUGGCAUCUCUCCCUAAGUUCCACAUACACCCAGAGUCCAUGUCGGUGGAUGAGGGUGGCGUUGCCAGAUUGACCUGCCAGGUGAACGGAAUCCCAGAGGCCAGCAUCUCCUGGGAGAAAAACAGAACUGCUGUGAAUACUGACGAUAACAGGUACACCAUCCUGCCCACAGGGAUCCUGCAGAUAACCGGUGUAAGGCAGGCUGACAGUGGUGUGUAUCGCUGCGUAGCCACCAACAUCGCUAACACUCGCUUCAGCCAUGAGGCCCAGCUCACUGUCACUGUGGCAGCUCCACGGAUCUACAAGGAGCCGGUGAUUCUGUCGGGUCCUCAGAACCUGACCAUCACUGUGCACCAGACCGCCAUCUUGGAGUGCAUCGCCACUGGCAACCCUCGACCCAUCGUGUCCUGGAGUCGGCUGGACGGGCGCUCCAUCGGGGUGGAGGGUAUCCAGGUGCUGGGUACGGGGAACCUGAUGAUCUCAGAUGCCAACUUGCAACACUCUGGGGUAUAUGUGUGCUCUGCUAACCGCCCUGGCACCAGGAUGAGGCGUACUGCGCUGGGCAGACUGGUGGUGCAGGCUCCUCCUGAGUUUUUGCAGUGGCCGCAGUCUGUCUCCAGACCAGCAGGGAGCAGUGCAGUGUUCACCUGCAUGGCCCAGGGAGUCCCCGAGCCUCACCUCAUCUGGCUGAAGAACGGCAAAAUCCUGACGCCUGGUGACAACGUCAAGCUCACCAACAAUAACAGCACGCUGGCGGUGACGCGCAUCACCACGGAUGACGAGGCCAUCUACCAGUGUAUUGCUGAGAACAGCGCUGGCACCAACCAGGCCAGUGCCCGCCUGGCCCUCACCCAGUCCACGGAGUUGCCCGAGGCCCCUCAGGACCUGACGGCCACGGCCCUGUCCCCCACCACUCUACAGCUCACCUGGGCCCAGCCUGCCCCAGAGGUCACCGACGGCAUAAUCGGAUAUGUGCUGCACAUCCGCAUGUUGGGCGAGCCAGACAGCAGAGAGCUGCAGGAGGCUGUCAGUAAGACCACCUUCCAGCAUGACUUCACCACCCUGGAGCCUGCCACCACCUACUCCAUCUACCUCAAGGCCUACUCCCCUCUGGGAGCCAGCCAGCAGUCCAGCACUGUGGUGGCUACAACACUAGGGGGCGUACCCAGUUCUCCCAGUUUCUUCACCAAGGUGCUGAACAAGACGGCCAUGCAGGUGUUCUGGGAGCUGCCCAGUAAGUCGGGCAAGGUAGAGGGCUUCAAGCUGUCCUACCGCGAGGUCCCCCAGCCCAACUUCCAGGGGCAGGAAGUAUUUCCCGGUCACAUCAACACCCACACCAUCUCCCAUCUAGAACCCACUGCUGUGUAUGAGAUCCAAUUGGUGGCCUACAACGGCAAUGGGGACGGCACUGCCAACAAGCGUCUGGUUUCACUGGCUGAGAGUGGUACCAGCGCCAAGACCAGCUCCGGUGGGCAGAGCCCAUGUAACUGCAAGCAGGAGGACGAGGGGUCCAUGACUGGCAUUGUGGUGGGAAUCCACACUGGCAUGGCAUGUAUCAUUUUCUGUGUGCUGUUCCUCAUGUUUGGCUACCGCCGCAGGUAA
Messenger RNA from Oncorhynchus keta (chum salmon), 2406 nucleotides. Its product is annotated as immunoglobulin superfamily DCC subclass member 3-like. The record is from RefSeq and is a predicted model, not a curated record. The transcript has 12 exons. Gene Ontology annotation, cellular component: axon; plasma membrane. Gene Ontology annotation, molecular function: protein binding. The coding region runs from base 484 to 2406 and encodes 640 amino acids. Gene Ontology annotation, biological process: cell-cell adhesion; axon guidance. Lineage: Eukaryota; Metazoa; Chordata; Actinopteri; Salmoniformes; Salmonidae.